GUUCUGGAAGAUGCACGCAAGCUGUGUGCGCAGGCAAAGCAGGCCGGUGCUGGUAACUACCUCGUCCACGUCUUUAAGGCGGAGUCCAGUGACAAGGCUAUUAAUGCGGCCCUUAAGGAGAUGGAGAAGGCGCUACCGGUGACUGCAGUCAUGGCUCUCUCCGUCGACAAGACCGCCAAUAAAGUCCUCUGCCUUUCUCAAGUUCCAAAGGUUUGUGGGCAAACUUUUUUACCGAGCUGUGCUGCUAACUCUCGCAUUAUGCGGCCCAACUGA
Dibothriocephalus latus is the source of this 273-nucleotide messenger RNA. The record is from the annotation of a GenBank genome assembly. NCBI's taxonomy places the organism in Eukaryota, Metazoa, Platyhelminthes, Cestoda, Diphyllobothriidea, Diphyllobothriidae.